This is a messenger RNA of Trichophyton rubrum CBS 118892, 2259 nucleotides long. RefSeq lists its product as uncharacterized. Bases 1 to 2259 code for a protein of 752 amino acids. Gene Ontology annotation, molecular function: RNA binding; protein binding. Gene Ontology annotation, biological process: positive regulation of rRNA processing; positive regulation of transcription by RNA polymerase I. The record is from RefSeq and is a predicted model, not a curated record. Gene Ontology annotation, cellular component: nucleolus. Lineage: Eukaryota; Fungi; Ascomycota; Eurotiomycetes; Onygenales; Arthrodermataceae. The transcript is spliced from 2 exons.
AUGCAACUUGAGGGCUCAUAUUUGCUAUCCCUCAAGGUGGUACAAUGCCCUCACACUAAUGGCAAUGAAGAAGAGGAUACGAAGGAUGUUACUAUUUUUGCACUGGUCAUGCGAAAUGGGAAGCGUGAAAUAUCCAUCAACUCCUUUGAUAAGCCGGGAGAUCAACCUCAGAAUAAUGGCCCGAAACAUCAUUCUGUUAUCCUGGAGACCUCUACGCAGAUAAACGAUUUCAGGCUCGCUGCUGGCGGAUCAGUGAUUAUUGCUAUAGCCGGCAGUUCUCUUAUCAUUGGACAUCGGGCUAGAGGUCCAGAGCGCGAACCGGAAUACACAUGGCGUGAAGUACAGUUACCCUUCACUACGACUAGCUUCGACAUACGUGAGCCCGAUUGGGAGUCUAGCACGAAAAAGGGCAACAAGAAACCCGUUGUUGAUCUUGCAGUGGGACAAAAUGAGGGAGCCAUCAUUGUGUACAGUGAUGUAUUGAAUACUCUCAAGGGGCUUGAGAACCGUCGGAUAGCGGAGCCAGGUGCAUCAUCACUGAAGCUCCAUUGGCAUCGCGGACCUGUCAAGACUGUUCGAUGGUCAAAAGAUGGAAAUUAUCUCAUAUCUGGUGGCCUCGAAACCGUCAUGGUCCUCUGGCAGCUUGAUACUGGGCGAAAACAAUUCUUGCCCCAUCUCACUUCCGCGAUAUGCAACAUCGUUGUCUCCCCUAAGGGCAGCAGCUAUGCCAUUAAGCUUCAGGAUAACUCUGCCAUGGUCUUGACUACUUCUGAGCUUAAGCCGACUGCAAGCAUUAGCGGGCUGCAGGUGCUCGAGGACUCCAGAGAACGCCAUCGUAAACUGCCCUGCAGGCUUCCGGCGCUCGUACAUCCUAUACACAGUAACCAUCUCCUUAUCGCCGCGUCGACAGCAAUGGGACGAGACGCAGCCAACUCGUCUUAUAUCCAAACAUUCGACAUGCGCUCCAACCAACAAGUCUACCGUCAAGCUCUGACCCGUACCAACGUCUCUGUCCUCAAUGUUGGUCCACAGGGAACCCAGCUAACCACCCCGGACAUCACGUUUGUUCAGGUAUCCCAUGAUGGCUCCUGGCUUGCCUCCAUCGAUGAAUGGCAGCAAUACCCUGAUGAUGUUAAGGCCUUAUACCCCGGUAUUGAGCAUCAGAGCCGUGAGCCGAAGCGAGAGGUGUGUCUUAAGUUCUGGCGCUGGAACGAAACCACUAUGGAAUGGGAGCUCGUGUCUCGCGUCAACUCACCGCAUACUUCGACUACUGGCGAAGCUCUGACCGUCCUUGACCUUGCUGUGCAUCCGCAGGGCUAUAUGUUUGCCACCGUAGCUUCGGAUGGCAUGCUCAGAAUCUGGACACCCGAUAGCAAAAGCACGAGGAAAAUGAACAGUCGUGGCGGAGGUACUAAUCAGGUGAAGUCCUGGCGAUGCUCGCAUGUUAUUCCUCUAGAGGCACCGAACGAUCAACCAUCUGCCUCACUAUGCUUUUCUGAGGACGGUUCUGCGUUGGCUGUGUGCUGGUCCACUGUCUCUCGUUGUGGGUUGGUUUCCCUCAUUGACCCGGAAACAGGCCGCAUUCACCUCUCACGUCAGGGCCUCUACACGGACCCUGCUCAGGGUUGUGGAUUCAUCGACCGAUACUUGAUAAUUGUCUCUGACUCCGCCUUUGUCUGGGAUACCGUAUCCGACCGAGUUAUCUCCCGCAUCCCCUUGCGAACCAAGAAAGCAAAGAACAACUUCCAAUCAUAUCUAGCAAUCAACCCUCGCAGCCGGACCUUUGCAACCUGCUUCUCUCGCCCUCCCGUAGAUCACUCCAAUCCAGUGUCGAAAAAGGGGAAGUCAGCUAGAAACCAACUCUGUGUCUUUAGCGUUGAAUCAUCUUCUCCGAUCUUCCAGUCUUCAAUAGACAGCACCCCGCUUGCCUUGUUACCCGAUACAAAGACAGGUGAAUACAUAAUCAUCGAUUCAUCUGCAUCUAUCACCCGAAUGACAUCAGGCGUUGCAUCAGUUCUACCGGAUUCUGCAUUCGCUGAGUCCACUCUCCCCCUUAAGAGCGGGCUGGAGGAUAUCUUUGGUUCAUACCGGAGGCUCCCCAAGGCUUCUUCAACUGAGAAGCCAUCUGAGGAGCAGGAAACGGCUGGUGCAAUUGAGAAGAAGAGCCUGGCUGACGUAUUUGAUAUCGCCCCGUCGUUUGCUCUGCCUAGUGUCGAUACUCUGUUUAAAAGUGUUGUUAAUGUUUUUGCAAAGGGAUAA